AUGGUUGAUGCAGUUCUUCGAGUUGUUCUUCAGAACAUUAACUCCCUACUUCAGCAAGAGUUUGGUUUGGUAUGGGGAGUCGAUCGAGAGAUGAGAAGGCUUUCUGACACCUUAGACACAAUUAGAGAUGUAUUGGAAGAUGCUGAGAUGAAGCAAUUCAAGGAUAAGGCUAUCAAAUGUUGGCUAAAGAAACUCAAGGAUGCAGCUUAUGAUGCAGACGACAUCUUAGAUGAGUGUGCUGCCAAAGCACUUCAAUUAGAAGAAACCCAGAAGAGAAACUGCACCAACCAGGUAAGCAACUCUUUCUUAUCUUGGUUCAAUUUUGAAAAACUUAUGUUUCGUCGCAAGAUUGGACAGAGAAUAAAAGAUAUUAGAGAGAGAUUUGAUGAUAUUGCUGAUGCGAGGUCCAAAUUUCAUUUGAACCCUCGGGGAAAUGCAGUGGAAUGGACUUUUGAGACCAGUGAAAGAGAGACUACGUCCAUUCUAACUGAACCUCGCGUUUAUGGGAGAGAUGAGGACAGAGAAGAAAUAGUUAAGAUAUUGGUGGACAACAUUAACAACCCAGAGUUACUGGUUUAUCCAAUAAUUGGAAUCGGUGGUCUAGGGAAGACCACACUUGCUCAACUAGUCUACAAUGAUGAAAGAGUGAAAAAUCAAUUUGAGACCAGAAAUUGGGUUUGUGUAUCUGAUGAUUUUGAUGUAAAAAGGCUUACUAAAGCAAUCAUAGAAACUAUGGGUGGAACUGCAUCUGAUCUCACAGAGUUGGAAUCAAUGCAAAGCCGCCUUCGUGAGAUGUUGAGUAGGAGGAGAUUUUUGCUUGUUCUAGAUGAUGUUUGGAAUGAAAAUCAGGACAAGUGGGAUAAGUUGAAAUUUUCAUUGACAUGUGGAAUUCAAGGAUGUUCAAUUCUUGUAACCACUCGUCUUGAAAAAGUAGCAUCAAUCAUGGGCACAUUUCCUGCUCACCACUUAAAAGGACUCUCAAAGGACGAUUGUUGGGCUUUGUUCAAGCAACGUGCAUUUGGCGAUGGCAGAGAAGAGAUUGCAAACUUGGUAGUGAUUGGAAAGGAGAUUGUGAAGAAGUGUGGAGGUGUUCCUCUGGCAGCAAAGGCUCUAGGGAGUUUAAUGCGCUUCAAAAACACAGAGACUGAAUGGCUAUUUGUGAAAGACAGUGAAAUAUGGGAUCUACCAGAAGAUGAAGAAAAUACCAUUUUGCCGGCCUUGAGACUUAGCUACAAUCAUCUGCCCUCACAUUUGAGGCAAUGUUUCGCUUAUUGCUCUAUAUUUCCAAAGGAUCAUAGGAUCCAGAAGGAACAGUUGGUCCAUCUAUGGAUGGCUAAUGGUUUUAUUCCAUCCAAGGGUAAAAUGGAGUUGGAAGAUAUUGGUAAUGAAAUUUUCAACGAGUUAGUGUGGAGGUCUUUCUUCGGAGACGUAGAAAAAAAUGAUUAUUUGAAUGUAGUGAUUUGUAAGAUGCAUGAUCUAGUCCAUGAUCUUGCAUGUUCUAUCAUGGGUAAGGAAUGUCUGACCUUAAAGACUAGCGAGGAAAUAAUUGUUCCAAAAGGGAUUCGACACCUAUCAUUGGAGCUUGAGAACAUGCAUUCGUCUGACGACUUACAAAUGUUGGUAGCAUCCACUAAUGAGUCUUUGCGUAAAUUUCAAACCAUUCGUACUUUGCUGGUAAAUCGUUUAGACGUAUAUUACAGGCCAUUUUCAGCUGCCUAUUUGAAAUUUCAAAAUUUCAAUAUUUCAAAUCGUAGAUGCUUACGAGCAUUAGAACUGAGUUUCAGUUCUGUAAGUCGGCGACCAUCGUCAGCUGCCUAUUUGACACACUUGAGGUAUUUCAUACACUUGAGGUACCUGAAGCUCUCCUUUAUGAGUAUUAGCACAUUACCUGAAUCUUUGAGCAACCUAAAACAUUUGCAGACAUUGCUAGUACACGAUUGUCCAUGUCUUCAAAAGUUGCCUGCACACAUGAGUACCAUGAGCAGCCUCAGGCACCUGGAUAUUUGGGGAUGUGAGUCACUAAGGCAAAUGCCAAUCGGAAUAGGGAAGUUGAUUCACCUACAGACAUUAAGCACGUUCAUCGUGGGGAAGAAGACUGGAUAUGGUAUCAAUGAAUUAAAAGGACUGAACCUCAGAGGACAAUUACACAUAAGAGAUCUUGAGAACGUAAAGAAUUCAGUGGAUGCCAAAGAAGCCAAUUUGAUGGAAAAGAGAAACCUUAACUGGUUAACCUUGUCUUGGUCUCCACAUAAUGAUCAAACUCACAUCCAAGAAAAUGUUGAUGAGGUGCUAGAAGGCCUCCAGCCCCCAGCAAGCAUAAAAAGAUUGAAAAUGGAAAGGUACCGAGGCAUGAAGUUUCCAAGAUGGAUGGAGGAUUUGUCGCUCCAAAAUUUGGUUGAUGUUGAAUUGAGAGAUUGUAGCAGAUGUGAAAAUUUCCCACCUCUUGGGCAUCUGCCAUUCCUGAAGUUUCUUUAUGUAAGUGGAAUGGAUUCUGUACGAUUCUUAUUAGGUGUUGAGUCCGAUAAUGGUGAUGGCUUGGGUAAAGAAUUCCCGUUGUUGGAAAAACUAAGGAAGAGAGGUUUUCCCUUGCCUUGUGUCAAUGACUAUUACAGCUUGUGA
Messenger RNA from Macadamia integrifolia, 2619 nucleotides. RefSeq names its product putative disease resistance protein RGA4. Gene Ontology annotation, biological process: defense response to other organism. Lineage: Eukaryota; Viridiplantae; Streptophyta; Magnoliopsida; Proteales; Proteaceae. The record is from RefSeq and is a predicted model, not a curated record. The transcript is spliced from 2 exons. Gene Ontology annotation, molecular function: ADP binding. The coding region runs from base 1 to 2619 and encodes 872 amino acids.